Messenger RNA from Amorphotheca resinae ATCC 22711, 1038 nucleotides. RefSeq lists its product as hypothetical. The coding region runs from base 121 to 1038 and encodes 305 amino acids. Lineage: Eukaryota; Fungi; Ascomycota; Leotiomycetes; Helotiales; Amorphothecaceae. The transcript has a single exon. The record is from RefSeq and is a predicted model, not a curated record.
AGACCUUACUUAUUCUAUACCAAGGAAACCAGAACAAAAACAAGUCCUUGCUCAGCAUCCCCAGCCAGCCUAGGGAAUCUUCAAUCUUCCAACCAACCUCCAUCCACUCCUUCAAGAAGCAUGGAUUUCUCCCUGAGUCUUCUCCUCCCACGACCUCCUCCUAUAGAGCCCGCGCCAGCAGCCCCGACCUCCUACACGUUCUGCUGCUCUUCCCUCGUACCCAGCUAUCCGGACACCACGGUCGCUGGGCUGGAUACACCCAUCAACGCGCGUUUCCAGAGCUUUAUGAGUUAUGCCAGCGCGCACGAUAUAAGUCCCGCGCCGCGUGAACGCGCUUUUGAUAUCUCGGUCGCGUCUAGCUACCAUAUCACGCUCGGGAUUAUGUACCCUGUGCCUAAUACCACCAAUAACCACAGCAGCAGCAAUAGCAAUAGCAGUAGCAGCGAUGAGAAUGGUGACGAUGACGAUGCCAAAGGCGGCAGUGCAGAGGAGCCUGAGGAGGAGCAUGAGGAGGAGGAGGAAGAGGGGGCCGCGGGUCCAGGAUUCCACUUCGAGCACACGCAUCGCUGUUUCGUACCGUACGGGUCCGAGUACCUAGAGAUGGAGGUAUGGGACUUCGCAGCGCCGAACGAGGCCAGCCCGCCGGGGUUCCCAUUGUGUCAGACAUGGCACUGUGGCGGGUGGGGCGAGGACCAGCAUCUGUGGCAGUUCGAGGUUAGGAUCUAUCAUCGGCAUCGGAAUAGACAGAAUAUGUUGAGAAUGAGACAGUUGAGGCUGUGGGAUUGUAUGCUGUGUGAGGAGGCGUGGACUCAUGUCGGCGAGGAGUUCAGGUUGGAGGAUUUGAGGGAGGUUAUGGCGGCGGGGACCGUGGUCGGGGAGGAGGAUUUGAGAAGGGCUGAGGAGGAUUUGAGGGGCGUGGGGUGGGAUUUGGGGAGGGCGUGGGACGUAGUGGAGCGUGAGAGGCGGGGAGGUGAAAGGGGGAGAGGGAAUAGAGCAAGGGGAGGGAGAAGAGGAGGUAGGAGAGGCAGAAGAGGGUAG